This is a messenger RNA of Lodderomyces elongisporus, 9255 nucleotides long. RefSeq names its product DNA-binding protein kinase (gene TEL1). Gene Ontology annotation, molecular function: protein serine/threonine kinase activity; protein binding. The record is from RefSeq and is a predicted model, not a curated record. Gene Ontology annotation, biological process: DNA repair. The coding region runs from base 1 to 9255 and encodes 3084 amino acids. Lineage: Eukaryota; Fungi; Ascomycota; Pichiomycetes; Serinales; Debaryomycetaceae. The transcript has a single exon.
AUGUCGACAGUAGAUUUAGCAAGUUUGGUAAAUUUAUUACAAUCUACAAAGGUAAAAGACAGGAAUGAUGCAUUGACACAUUUGGAGCAAGUUGCCUCCUCGCGUAUUCGUUUAUCACUGAAACAACUACGUUUGUUGGCAACAGCAGUAUUUCUGCUUAUUGAGUAUGAGUCAAGAGCCUAUGGUCUGGAGAAGUCAACUCUGAAUGCAGCAGGGGAUAUGCGACUCAAUUCCGCAAGUUACUCUUUGCGUUUGCUCGUGCAAAAAUCGGUUGAUGACAAAUUGAAUGUAAAAUACAAAGUUUACAUGGACAUUUGUGUGCAUAUUAUCAACUUAUUCUAUAUCCAAGACGUGAAGGUGAAAGAUGUACCAGAAUUACUUUUGCCUUGUACUAUUGAUUUUGUCAAGAUCAUUGCAAAGAUCAUGAGCGUCGCAUACUUUAUUGACCAUUUAAGUAAUAAAGAGUGGUCAACAUUAUAUUCAUUUCUAAUUCGAGCCAUAGAUUACGAGUUGCGAGAUUUACACGAGAAUGUAUAUAGCCAAAAACCAGCAGAGAGAAUUCUUACAGAAUUGUGGCUUGCAUUGGAACUAUUUUUAAACUGUGAGAAUGCUACAUGUGGCAUUCAAAUCUACCAAAACAAGCAAUAUUUCAAACUCCUUGCUAUAGUAAAUUGUGCACGCAAUGUUUUUAAAAAAGAAAGCCCCAUUUAUAUUUCAUUAUUCAAGGUUAUAAACAAAAUGAUUGCGAUGUUUGCUACGGAAGAUGUCAAGUUUGUGAACAAGAUGAUAACCAUUGGUCUUGACUUGGUGCUAAACUGUUUAACAACAAAUUGGGAACGUUUAUACGACCAGUUUUUGAUCUUUUUAAAUUUACCAUCGACACAUCAUUUUAUAACUUUAGAAGGAGGCUUACCAAAACUAGAUGGUGAUUGUGAUUUACAACUAACAAAUAUCUUGGAGGAAUCUGAGUUUCAACUGUUGGAGGAGAACAAAGAAGGCAGCAAAGAUAAAACCAAAAUGGAAAGCAAGAUAGAGGAUUUAAACUUUUUGCUAAUUAAGCUUGAGAAAUUGAUUCUCUUUUUUAUUCAAUCAACUUCGUCUGCAUCGAAAGACAUUGUAUCUAACAGUAUAGGCUUGUCAUCUUCAUUGGGUGCACCUUCAACAGAUAUCACGGCAUGGUCGUGUCUAGAGAAUAUCCAUCUUGUACUGAAAAACGAAUCCCGUUCCUGGUUGCUUAUGACUGCAACAGUGAGAUUAUUGCAUUCAUAUUAUAAUAUCAAAAGCAUUCUUGGCUUUUUUUCUUCAUCUAUUUUAUCAUCAUCAUCACCAUCAUCAUCGUCAAAAUUACGUGACGGUCGUAUUUAUAGAGGAACUUCAACAGAUAUUUUGAAAUCUGCUCUAAUUAAAUCAGACUCCGCUAUUGAGUUUUGCGCUGAACUAUUGUCUGCAACUUCCCUACCACAAUUGCGAAUUAAAGGGUUGAAAACAUUAACGUUUUAUUUAGAAAUUUUUCCUUUUCCAUUGGUAAAUGAAAAGGGAAAUGUAUUAGGAAAUAAAUUUGAAAAUGGGAUUGGAAAUGGAAAUGGAAAUGAAAACGAAGUUGGUGAAGAAAAAAUUCAAGAGGUCACUAGCAAUGCCACGGGACAAAGGCAAAAGCUGACUGAUGAAUUUGUUCUUCUAGCAGCAAAUGAAACUACAAACACAUCAUUUGAUUUCACUGUUCUUGAUGAUACGAAAAAUACAUUUAAUGCGGAAACUAUGUUACGAAAAAUCACAGACUCUUUUGAUAUUGAAAACUCGGGUUUUUGGAAUUUACUACUUUCCAGGACCAUUUUUUUUCUGAUCAAUCUCUCGGCAUUUAGAGAACGCAAUGUGAGAGAGUUUGUUCAGUUGGUCUUGUUGUUAUCAUUUAAUCAACUCCAUAAAGAACAGACAUUCACUGUUUCUGCAAAUGUCAUUAGUUUCAUAUUGGAAAACUUUCGACAUGACAUGCACAAAUUGAUUGAUGACUCUAUUUUAACCCAAUUGGAAACUGCUAUUGAUUUUCCAGAAGCAAAUGGGCCAUUUACACUUCACGACGAAAGUUUUACAUUUUGGUACAAUGUCUACCAACUAGUGGUGGAUAUCGACCUGUCCAAGAGAACAAUUUUGCCGGCAAAGAUUGCGCAUUGGCUAUUGGCUAAAUGGGAUAUGGUGUUUUGCAAACAUAGCCAUGGUCAGCAGCAUCGCAUGCAAAGACAAUGCAUGUCGAUUCCACAGUUCUUGAUUUGGUUAUCGGGAGGAGAAAUUAGUUUGGGUAAAGACACCAUGUCGUCUACUAAUCUUCCCAAAAUUGUCCCGUUUUCCAACUUGUUCAAAAUUCAAGAAGAAAGCAAUCUUCUUGAGCAAUUUAUGAUUUUACAAAAACAAAAAAGGCAAAUCUUUUAUAAGUUUAUAGGCAAACUUGAAGGUGUUGCUUUCAAGUUGGAUGAUAACCUUUGGGACAAAGUACUUGCAACUCAUAUGGUCUUCAGCACAGGUAAUCCAGACUACAUUGGAUCUUUAUUGUGGUUGUUAAACACAAUAUCUUUACUAGGAUUGCUUGAAUCGAGUGAUAUUUCAGAUCUGUCAAAAAAAUCUAAAACUCUACAAGAUCAGCUUUCCCAAGGGUAUGACUUGUUUUCCAGUGCAAAGUUUACAAAGGAAACAGUGUCUCAUAUUUCAGAAAUCCUUGUGGAGUAUUUACCUUGCUUAUCCUUAGAAACUUCAAAAAUCAUUUACUCGUUCCCUUUUCACAACAUUUUUAAAACCAUAGAGUCCUUUUUUGCUGAUACUAGUAAAUCCAAGAAACGAAGAAUAAACAUUGAAAAAGAAGAAGACGAAGAAGGACUGGUUGAGAAGAAGAAUUAUCAGAAAAUAACGAAUCAAGGAACGCAAAUUAGUGAUGAUUCUUUAGUAUUUGAUAAAUUUAUGAGUGAGACGCCCGAAGCAAAGCUCAACAUAAGUUUAGAUACAAAUGGAAACGAAAACUACAUUUUGAAUUAUAUAACACUAAAGCGAUUGGUGUAUAAGCUCCAUGCCCUACCAAACGAAGACCUUUUAUCAGAACUCGUUGUUGUUAUAGAUCAACUUAUGAAUAGCGUUAGCAUCACCAACACCAACAAUAACAACAACAAUAACGAUAACAAUAACAAUAACAUUGUUAUAGAUGCAUUGUCGCUUAUAGUUGACGAGAUAUUACCAUUUGCUCUCUCGUCCACAGAUAGUACAACUGCAUCAAAAAGCUUGAUAAGACUUAUUGGAGCCCAUAUUUUAAUGGACCAACGAUACGAAAAAAAAGAAUGCAUACUUGUUAUGAUAUCACGUUGUUUGCAGCAAUUUUUCACCUUUUGCAACUUUGCUAAUCUGGAUCCUGCUCUACAGUCUGAUAUCAGCGACGUUGUAAUCUGGCUCCACACACUUAGCAGUAAAGAUUUUAUCACCUCAAAGCUUGCAAUUCAAGAAUUUGUUCAAUUUUGCAUUGCGUAUUUGCAGAACAACAAUGAAGGGAUUUUACCACGUCAAGUUGUUAUGAAUGAAGCAUUGCGUCAAUUCCAAGUCUGCCCCAACGUAUCUAAAAUAUUUUUGCAAAAGUCAUUUUCGAAGUUGAUGACCAAACUACGAUCAAGAGAACAACAAGAACUAUAUAGCAAACUAUUUGAUGCGUUUGAUAGCCCUCAGUCUGGUAUUGAAGGGGGUGCUACUUUUGCAAUGUUUUUAUCGGGCCUUUCUACUUCGCUGACAAGAGUUUUUCUGUUAUCAUUGUUUAACUUGGUUGAAUGUUCGCGAUUUCCUCAUCUAUUGCCAUAUUUGAAACUAUCUAUUAAGAGAAUGACCGAUCCAUCGGAACUGACAAGUUUUGCUAAUGUUGGUGAUAUAUUUACCAGAUUCAAAACUGAAUUAUUACAUGAGUGGUGGAUCCAUGAUCUGUUUGAUACUUUCCCAUUUUCGGUUUUUGGAUUCCAAAAUUAUGAUAUCUUUGUUUUGAGUAAUUACAGAGAAAUCACUGCCUGCGUCAUUGGUACAAAGAUUGGGGAAGGUUAUAAUAAGCGAGUGGAGACUGUUCUUCAACAAAUUACUGAGUUACGGAACUCACCGCACAAGGCAGUUAUCAAUGAGAGUUUGGCGUUAAUUUUGCCAUAUGCUUAUACUAAAGAUGGGGUUGGUAACAAAGUAUUUGAUAUUAUAUUCCAGAAAAACGAUGAAUAUCGAGCCAAUAUUUCAGAACAAUUGCCCUUGAUAAUUCUGGAAACUAUUAAGCUUAUCGAUGUGCAUCUGGAAAGUGACAUGAAUGCGAUGUUUGUCCAUAACAAUAAAAAUAAGACUCUCUUUGAUGGGACCUCCAAGCUUGACGUGUCAAGCAAUCUUACUAUAUCUUUAAAGAUUGGAAUGGAUCUUGUUACCAAAUUAAUAGACAAGUUCCAAAAACCCCGCGAGAUAAACUUUUGGAGGCCUUCAGUUGUAUAUUUUCUUCUUAGACAGCAGAGCUUGUUGCUUUCCCCACAAUCAACAUCCGUGCUGGAGAACAUCUCAAUUUUAAGAAGAAUAAAGCUUUUGAUUUUGAUUGGUGGUGGAGGUGGUAAUGGUGAUGGUGAUACCAGCGGUGAUUACCAAAUCACCAGCUCUUACGAAAUUUUUAAUCUUUUGACAAGAGCACUAUUACCACUUUUGAACAACCAAAGUCUAUCAAAUGACGUUUUCGGUAUAUUGAUGUGUUUUGAUACACUUUUUGAGAAGGUGAACAAAUUUCACAUGAUGCGAGAUGUAAUUGUUUUGAUUAUCCAUUCGAUGUUCAAGUAUUGGCUUGAAAUGGACAAGGGUAAAAGAACGACUUUGCACAAUGGCACAAAGUUUCUUGGCAUGGUCAAAAAUUGGUUAUUGUCAGUGGAUGUCCUCGACUCUCAUAGAUCUGAAUAUACUGUUGUCACCAGUGCACUUUCAAAGCUAGUGGGGGAUGAACCAAAAUUGUUAAAAAUUCGAGAUGUGAUGACAUGUUUGCAUGAAAAUACAACAAACUCAUUGUUGAUGCUUAUCUCGGCGAUUUUCCACGAAGUUGACUGCACCGAAGUUUUUGAAGAUAGAAAAGUAACUGAUUUUAUUAUUAAAUUAAACAGUUUAGUAAUGAAAGAGUUAUCCAGCGAGUUCAAAGUUUGGAUAGCAACAUACUUGUCAAACUUUACUUCAAGUUGUGAGAAUGCCAAAGAGCUCGACAUCGUGCAGAAGCCGGAGUUUAUCAACCUUUUACCAAAGCAAAAAACAAAACAUUUUUCUCUCUAUAAUAGUGCCUUGCUGAUCUUGUCGGAAAUUUUGACAAAUAACCAUUUAAAUGAAAAUGUUGAUGGAAACACUGUUUCUGCGGAGGUUGCGACAGCUUUAAAUGGCGCUGUUUCUUCCUCUUCCGUUGCUGCUUCUAUUGAAACUAUUACAGGUGCAAUCAUGUGGUGUUAUGAACAAAAUCCCAAAUCAGUCACCAAGUUUUUUGAAUUUGAUGAUUUCUACAACACGCAUAAAGGCUAUAUUUUAUCAUUGAAUAUUUCAAAUUGCGUCUUACUCAAUGUUAAAUCCUGGAUGCAGGCACCAAAGUAUACAUUGGAGGAAAUAUCUCGAAAUACUACAAGUUUCUUUGAUAAUCAUUCAGAUGACUGGUGUGUUGCCUUAUAUUUGGCGCUAUUGGAAGAAUUGGUGGCUUUGCUGGAUGUGGCACGUAUACUUGGUUUAUUGGUGAUUGAAUAUCCUUACUUUGCUGAACAGACACUUACUUCGCUAAUUUGUUUGUACUUGCAAACAGUGGCCAAUGAUCAUGGUUUGGACAAUAUUGUUUUAGUUUUGAAUAAUUUUACCACUAUGAAACACAUUCCUAAAAGUGCCAGCAAAUCUAUUCUUCAAGUUGUUUUAACUAUUCGAUUAAUUGCUAAAUCAUUGAAGAUACAUGCUUUUGAAGAAGUGUACAAAGAAGUGCUGGUUGAAAAAUACUAUCGAUUGGCAUCAAGGUUAAAAAUGUAUCAUACCGCAAUGAUGCUUUUUGAAGAUGCUUACUUUACAAAUGGUUUUGAUAAUAGUAAUGCUGAUCGAAGACGAGGGGACGAAGGAGAAGAAGAAGAAGAAGAUGAUGAUGAUGAUGUAGAGAAGGAAAAGGCAAAGGAAAAAGGGCAUGAUGGUAAUGCUGGUGAUGAUGCCGUGGAUAAAGAGUACAGUGAGUUGCAUGAGAUAUAUGAAAAUGUUGACUCAACAGACCUCAUCUAUGGCUUGUCAGAAAUGCCUACUUUCGAUUACGCCCUAAGUAUGAUCAACAAAAAUGGUACCUCUGGAGAACAAUUAAGCUAUAAUAGUGGUAUUUUUGAUGCUAGUAUUAAACUUGAAGGCGGAUUUGCCUCUGAAUAUGCGCACUCGCUUGCAAAUGUCGGAAUGUUGGGUACCUCGGACGUUAUGAGCAAAAUCUCAAAUACCACAGUAUCAUCUGAUGAGAGGUAUGAAUGGAGUUGGAAAUUGUCGAAAUGGGAUCAACCAGUGCCGCGAGAUAUGUCAGGUCCUCAUGCACUGAUCUAUAGUACCUUGAAGCAAAUAAGGGACCAUCCCGCAAAAAUCAAAGAAAUUUGCCGCCAAUCACUUUUGAAAAUUGUUGAAUGUGAUCGAUACGACAAAGAAAUGAGUUUGAAAGAAGCAAAGGAGAGUACAAGGCGCUGGAUAGAAUCCAUUACUGUUGUCCAAAGUAUAUCCGAUAUUAUGGAAGUGGACGGGAAAGUAAAGGGCACGGAGGAUGUGGAAGGAAAACUUAGCCAGCAAGCACGUUAUACCAAUGACAUUCAAGAAUUUACACUUUGUGAGAACAAAAUUCUUGCUCGUGAAACGGCUUUGCAAAUAAUGGCACAGGCUUUGGACUCGAAUUUUAGUACUGGAAUAUUUUGGUCCAAAUCUUUAACAGAAAUGGUAAAGUACAAUAAUCUAGCACGAGUUAAUGGCGAACAGCAGAAGAUGGUGUCCUCAAUGGUCAUGAUUAAUAGUAUAUCAAAGAAGUUGCAAGUUUGUGGAGAAGGCUCUUUUCAUCAAAACAUGCAGAAUUUAUCUCUUUUUCAAACAGCGCAAACAAUGUGGGCACAAGGAAAUAACACAAACGUUCCAGUGUUGAUGUUGAAGGAGUUGUAUAAGCUGGGUGGUGUUGAUGUGCAAGAUGCCAAUUUAAAAGUGGAUAAGCUUUUAAUUCGAGCCAUGAUGGUUAAAUGGAUGUCAGAGUCCCGUCAAGAGUUGGCACUCACAUUGAUGAACUCUCAUGUUCUCCCAACCGCUGAAAAAGCAGUCUUGAUUCCUGACUUGGCGCAACAAACCAAGAUAUAUCGCUUGUUGGCGAACUUUUGUGAGGACCAAGCCAAAUCAAGGACCUUGAAUGAAAGAUUGAAACAACUUGAAAAACGUGUCAAAGGAAAAAGAGCUGAGUUGCUUGAAAUGAAGUUACACAAGUCUGAUGGCUCUUCUUUGUCUGAUAAUGAGCGAAGAGCUUUUAAUAGAUUUUACCUCAGUCUGAAAAACGUGUAUGAGAAAACUGAAACUGAGUAUAUACAAGCAAAAAAUGAGAAGAGGCAAUUUUCGCAUAAAGCUGUUGAGUUUUAUUUACAAAGUUUGGCAGUGGGUAGCAGUUCAGAAAAGGAUUUAGACAAAUUCGUUGCACUUUGGUUAGACUUGAGCAACGAUCAGGAUUUGCAUGCAAAAGUGCGUGAUAAUUUGCUCUCAUUACCCACGCACAAGCUUGUUACUUGGUGUGCUCAAUUUGUUUCGAGGCUUUCAAGUGGUAAUACACUGGCAUUUCAAACUCUUUUGAAGCUUCUUAUCAGAAAUAUAUGUGUUGACCAUCCUUACCAUUCUUUGCAUCUAUUGUUGUCGUUGCAAAUGCAAAAAGACCAAGCCAAGAGAGACGCAAAUUCUUUGUUAAUGUCAAAAGUUAAUGCGGCACAAACUAUAUGGGACGAAUUAUUGAAGCAGGAGACUUCAUUUGUAAAGAUUGUUUUGGCUGUUCAACAUUAUGCUCAUGAAUGUGUUGACUUGGCAAAACUCAAAACUAAAAGAGGUCAGCGUAGUUUUAGCUUAGACAAGACGAAACAAGCCGAUUAUUGGAUCAAUGGCCCAUUGCCAAGUAUCCCUCCGUUGACAAAGGAUUUGCCUCUUGAUCUUACAUUGAAAUAUGACAAUAUUCCAAUUAUUUGCUCAAUCAAUAAUGUGAUUCAAGUUGCUGCAUCUGGAUUGAGUGCCCCAAAAAUAGGCACGUUUUUGCUCUCGGAUGGUUCGACACAUAGAAUGUUAUUCAAGAGUGGGACCGAUGACUUACGACAGGAUUUCAUUAUGGAACAAGUUUUUCGCAAAGUUAAUAAUUUAUUCAAAAAAGACCGCGAAUGUAACUCGAGAAAUUUGACUAUUCGAACAUAUAAUGCAAUUCCAUUAGGACCAAAUUCUGGUGUCAUUGAGUUUGUUCCUAAUUCUAGUGCUUUAUUAGAUUGUAUUUACCCAUACCAUAAGAAAUUUGAUCAAAUAAGUUAUGAACAAGCGAGAGCUAUCAUGCAUGAAGCUCAAACUCUAGGGAAAGAGCGACGAAUUCAAGCGUACAAAGAAAUUGAAACUAAAGUGAAGCCCGUUCUCAAACUAUUUUUUCAAGACGAAUUUUUAACUCCAGACUCAUGGUUUCAAAGUAGAAUGAAUUACUCGCGUGGGUUGGCUGCAUCUUCUAUUGUGGGUUAUAUCUUGGGUCUUGGCGAUCGCCACUGCAACAAUAUCUUGCUAGAUAAACUGACUGGUGAACCAAUCCACAUUGAUCUAGGUGUGGCAUUUGAUCAAGGAAAAAAACUCCCUAUUCCUGAGACUGUGCCUUUCCGUUUGACAAGGGAUAUGGUUAGUGGAUUGGGCGUAACUGGAGUUGAAGGGCUUUUCAAAAAAUCUUGCGAGCAUACUAUGCGUGUGUUAAGAGAAAAUAAGGAGCACAUUCUUUCCAUAUUAGAUGUGUUACGAUGGGAUCCUCUUUACUCAUGGACGGUUUCGCCAUUACGUAAAAAAAAAUUACAAAAUGAAGCAAAUGGUCAAAUACAAAAGCCAGAGGAGGAUGGAUCCGAGGCUGAGCAGGCUGUACUGACAGUUUUGGAAAAAUUGAUUGCAAACGAUCUUAGUGUUGAGGCAGCAGUAAGAGAAUUGGUUCAGGAAGCUACUAGUGUUGAUAAUUUAGCACUUAUUUACAAAGGUUGGUCUCCAUUCUUUUGA